AUGUUGCAGCAUCAAUGGGUUAGUGAGCCGUCGGUUAUGCUCAGCAGGUAUUGCGGCUCGAACGCGACGUUUUGCACCGAUGGCUGCCAAGAAAACUGCUGGCUCGAUCCGUCAGUCUUGUCCGCGGCUCCUUCCACAACACCUCAGGGCACCACCACGCCCCGGACAUCUAUAUCUACAAUCUCUUCUGCCACUCCAUCCGCCCCCCCAAACGCAACCACUGCUCAACACCACGGUCUGAGUGGUAGAGCACGCGCGGGCGUGAUUGCUGGCUCGACGAUCGGCGGCCUCGUGUUCGUAGGCUUGCUUAUUGUAUGCAUUAUUUUCCUCGCUCGAUGGCGAGGCUGGAAAACGGCGAAGUCAGGACAAAGCUCCCCGGUAGAGGAUAUUGAAUUACCGGAGCCACCCGCGUAUCAUGACGGUCCUAUUGCGCCGUCCAACAUUCAUUUAAGAAACUAUGGGGAGUGA
Messenger RNA from Hyaloscypha bicolor E, 468 nucleotides. RefSeq lists its product as uncharacterized. The transcript is spliced from 3 exons. Gene Ontology annotation, molecular function: chitin binding. Bases 1 to 468 code for a protein of 155 amino acids. The record is from RefSeq and is a predicted model, not a curated record. Lineage: Eukaryota; Fungi; Ascomycota; Leotiomycetes; Helotiales; Hyaloscyphaceae.